Alligator sinensis (Chinese alligator) is the source of this 2086-nucleotide messenger RNA. Its product is annotated as radial spoke head protein 6 homolog A-like. Gene Ontology annotation, cellular component: radial spoke; axoneme. The record is from RefSeq and is a predicted model, not a curated record. Bases 1 to 1770 code for a protein of 589 amino acids. NCBI's taxonomy places the organism in Eukaryota, Metazoa, Chordata, Crocodylia, Alligatoridae. The transcript has 7 exons. Gene Ontology annotation, biological process: cilium assembly; cilium movement involved in cell motility; axoneme assembly.
AUGACGCCUCACCGCGACAACGGAGCGGAGCUAGGACGCUUCGGGCAGCGCGGCCGAGCCAGUCACCAGGGGCUGCUCGGACAUCCCCACUGCCCGGGCCCCAUGCCCGGGCACGGCCCCUACCAGCCGCACGAGCCGGGCUACGGGCUGUGCGCGCCGCGGGGCGGCCCCUGCGAGGACCCGACGAGCGAGCAGCCGCCGCCGUCGCCCCGAGAGCUGGCCCUGAUCAACGCCAAGGCGUACCUACUACAGAGCAGCACCAAGUCCGGCCUCAGCUUGUAUGAUCAUCUUGCUAAUAUGCUGACCAAGAUUCUGGAUGAGCGCCCCAUAAAUGCAGCAGACAUCAUUGAGAAUAUCAGCAAGGAUGUAAAGUGGGCUCAGUUCCAAAAGAAAAUGGACACCCUUCGAGAUGAAUAUGAGAUUCUUCCAACAUUUGAGCUAGCAGAAAAGCAUAAAGUUCUGUUCCUCAAGGGAAAUGGAGAUGGAGAUCAGGAGCCAGAAGAGGAAAUAACAGAUACCCCUUUACCUAAUGUGAUGGAAACAGCCUUCUAUUUUGAACAGGCUGGAAUUGGCUUAAGCAAAGAUGAAUACUAUCACAUAUUCCUUGCCCUCAAGCAGCUUGUCAACACACAACCAAUCCAUACAUGCCGAUUCUGGGGUAAAAUCUUGGGUCUGGAGAUGAACUAUAUUGUGGCUGAAGUGGAGUACCGAGAGGGGGAAGAAGAGGAAGAGACAGAAGAAGAAGAAGAAGAAGAAAAACUGAUUGAAGAAGGAGGGAAGGAGGGAAGUGAGGUCGAAGAUGAAGAUGAAGAGAAAGAUGAUGAUGAACCACCAAAGUCCACCUACAAGCCGCCAGCAGCGACCCCAAAAGAAGAAAACCGGACUGGUGCUAAUAAGUUUAUCUAUUUUGUCUGUAAUGAACCAGGCAAACCAUGGAUGAAGUUACCUCCAGUAACACCAGCACAAAUUGUUGCUGCCCGAAAAAUAAAGAAGUUUUUCACUGGAAGGCUGGAUGCUCCUAUUGUGAGCUAUCCACCUUUCCCAGGGAAUGAAGCCAAUUACCUGCGUGCACAGAUUGCCCGGAUCUCAGCAGGGACCCAGAUCAGCCCACUGGGGUUCUAUCAGUUUGGAGAAGAGGAAGGAGAUGAAGAAGAGGAGGGAGGAUCAGGGAGAGACACAUAUGAAGAGAACCCUGACUUUGAGCCCAUUAGUGUGAUGGAAUUAGUGGAGUCCCUCUCCAACUGGGUACACCAUGUGCAAAAUAUUCUAAUGCAGGGCCGUUGUAUCUGGAUUAAUCCCAUUCAAAAAUCAGAGGAAGAAGAAGAAGAAGUUGAAGAAGAGGAGAAAGCAGAUGAGUCAGAUGAACCACAGCAAGAAGUGGGACCCCCUCUUUUAACCCCACUCUCUGAAGAUACAGAAAUUCAGAACAUCCCUCCUUGGACAGCUCAGUUAUCUACAAAUGUGGUUCCUCAAUAUGCCGUUGCAGUUAUUCAGUCUAAUCUGUGGCCCGGAGCAUAUGCCUUUGCUACUGGCAAGAAAUUUGAUAAUAUCUAUCUGGGCUGGGGUCAUAAAUAUAGUCCAGAUAACUACAUCCCCCCACUACCUCCACCAGUGCAGGCAGAAUACCCUAGUGGUCCAGAAAUCACUGAGAUGAGUGACCCCACUGUAGAAGAGGAGCAGGCACUCAGGGCUGCACAAGAAGAAGCUUUGGCUGCAGCUGAGGAAAUGGAAGAGAUGGAAGAAGAAGAGGAUGAUGAUGAGGAUGAUUAAAAUGUAGAAGAAUGAGAGAUGUAUACUUUUUUAAAAUAUCUGAAUAGUUUUAAAAUAAAUUUAUUAUAAUUGAGGCACUCUCAAAAGAUAUGUAUAUGGAGAAGCCCACUUAAAAUAGAUGCUUUGUUUUACUGUUGUACACUCUUCUCAUUUAGAAUACUUUGACUUUAGAAGAAUGUCUUUGGUAGUGAUUUUAAUGCUCAAUUAUUAAGCAAGCUUUCGGGUUCAAAAACCCUUUGUCAGGCUAAGGAAGUUUCUGCAGAAACUUUUUGAACCUGAAAGCUUUCUUAAUAAUUGUUUUCCAACUAUUUAAGUU